GAGGGAGGAGGAGGAGACGGAGGAGGAGGAGGAGGAAGAGGAGGAGGAGGCGGAGGAGGCGGGAGGGACUGAGCUCCCAUUGCACUCUCACACACAAACGCUGCCCGGGAUUGCCUGCCCGCUCGCGCAGCGCCGCACGCAGUUCCGCUCCUCUCGGCCCCCACAUUGUUCGCUCAGGACUCCAGGGUCCCCAGGGGCCGGAUUCCGGGCCCCGCUCCGGGGCUCCCCUCCCCCACGGCAGUGUGGCGGGGUCGGAUUAGCUCAUCCCCGCAGGGAGGUGGGAGAGCGCGCGGCCGCCCCGCAGUAUGAGGUGGUGCCGGCGGCUCGGGGCCGUGGCGCGGCCGCUGCGGCGCCGGCUGCUGGGGGGGCGCUGAGGGAGCCCUGGGGGCGGCGCAGCCGGGCCUCCGGGCUUUUCUUCUCCAGCCGGGAGGACGCGGCUGGGAUACGAAGACCUUGUGUGGACAGUAAUGACCUCACGUUUCCGAUUGCCUGCUGGCAGAACCUACAAUGUACGAGCAUCAGAGUUGGCCCGAGACAGACAGCAUACAGAGGUGGUUUGCAACAUCCUUCUUCUGGAUAAUACUGUACAAGCUUUCAAAGUUAAUAAACAGGAACAGGGGCAAGUUCUGUUGGAUGUAGUCUUCAAGCAUCUUGAUUUGACUGAGCGUGACUAUUUUGGUUUACAGUUGGCUGACGAUUCCUCAGAUAACCCAAGGUGGCUGGAUCCAAACAAACCAAUAAGGAAGCAGCUAAAGAAACUGCUUUUAUUAAUUCUAGGAGGAUCUCCUUACAGUUUGAACUUUAGAGUCAAAUUUUUUGUAAGUGACCCCAACAAGUUACAAGAAGAAUAUACAAGGUACCAAUAUUUUUUGCAAAUCAAACAAGACAUUCUUACUGGAAGAUUGCCCUGUCCUUAUAAUACUGCUGCUCUUUUGGCUUCAUUUGCUGUUCAGUCUGAACUUGGAGACUACAAUCAAACAGAAAAUUUGCCAGGCUACCUCUCAGAUUAUUCUUUCAUUCCUAAUCAGCCUCAAGAUUUUGAAAAAGAAAUUGCAAAAUUACAUCAGCAACAUACAGGCUUAUCUCCUGCAGAAGCAGAAUUUAAUUACCUGAACACAGCACGUACCUUAGAACUCUAUGGAGUUGAAUUCCACUAUGCAAGGGAUCAAAGUAACAAUGAAAUUAUGAUUGGAGUAAUGUCAGGAGGAAUUCUGAUUUACAUGAACAGAGAACGAAUGAAUAGUUUUCCAUGGUUGAAGAUUGUAAAAAUUUCUUUUAAGUGCAAACAGUUUUUUAUUCAACUUAGAAAAGAAUUGCAUGAAUCUAGAGAAACAUUAUUGGGAUUUAAUAUGGUGAAUUACAGAGCAUGUAAAAAUUUGUGGAAAGCAUGUGUAGAACAUCACACAUUCUUCCGUUUGGACAGACCACUUCCACCUCAAAAGAAUUUUUUUGCACAUUAUUUUACAUUAGGUUCAAAAUUCCGGUACUGUGGGAGAACUGAAGUCCAGUCAGUUCAGUAUGGCAAAGAAAAGGCAAAUAAAGACAGGGUAUUUGCAAGAUCCCCAAGUAAACCCUUGGCUCGGAAAUUAAUGGAUUGGGAAGUAGUGAGCAGAAAUUCACUAUCUGAUGACAGGUUAGAAACACAAAGCCUUCCAUCACGGUCUCCACCUGGGACUCCCAAUCAUCGAAACUCUGCAUUCACACAAGAGGGAACCCGGUUACGACCGUCUUCAGUGGGUCAUUUGGUGGAUCAUGCAGUUCACACUUCCCCAAGCGAAGCAUUUGUGAAUCAUCGAUCUCCAUCUUCAACGCAAGCCAAUAGCAUUGUUUUGGAAUCAUCACCAUCACAAGAGACCCCUGAAGAUGGGCAGCCUCCAGCUUUACCUCCCAAACAAUCAAAGAAAAAUAGUUGGAACCAAAUUCAUUAUUCACAUUCUCAACAAGACCUGGAAAACCAUAUUCAUGAAACAUUUGAUGUUCCAUCUUCUCCUGAAAAAUCUAUUCCUAAUGGUGGUGUUCCACAUGAUAAUCUUGUUCUAAUCAGAAUGAAACCUGAUGAAAAUGGAAGGUUUGGAUUCAAUGUAAAGGGAGGAUGUGACCAGAAGAUGCCUGUGAUCGUGUCCCGAGUUGCACCAGGAACACCUGCUGACUUGUGUGUCCCUCGAUUGAACGAAGGGGACCAAGUUGUACUGAUCAAUGGUCGGGACAUUGCGGAACAUACCCAUGAUCAGGUGGUCCUGUUUAUUAAAGCUAGCUGUGAGAAACAUUCUGGGGAGCUCGUCCUGCUAGUUCGACCUAACGCUGUAUAUGAUGUAGUGGAAGAAAAGCUGGAAAAUGAGCCAGACUUCCAGUACAUUCCUGAGAAAGCCCCACUAGAUAGCGGCCAUCAGGAUGAUCAUUCCCUGCGCGAGUCCAUGAUCCAGCUAGCCGAGGGGCUCAUCACUGGAACAGUACUAACUCAGUUCGAUCAACUAUAUCGGAAAAAACCUGGAAUGACAAUGUCUUGUGCCAAAUUACCUCAGAACAUUUCCAAAAAUAGAUAUAGAGAUAUUUCACCUUAUGAUGCUACACGGGUCAUUUUAAAGGGCAAUGAAGACUAUAUUAAUGCAAAUUAUAUAAAUAUGGAAAUUCCUUCUUCUAGAAUUAUAAAUCAGUACAUUGCUUGUCAAGGGCCAUUACCACACACUUGUACUGAUUUUUGGCAGAUGACUUGGGAACAAGGGUCCUCCAUGGUUGUCAUGUUGACCACACAAGUUGAACGGGGCAGAGUUAAAUGUCACCAGUAUUGGCCAGAACCCACAGGAAGUUCAUCCUAUGGAUGCUACCAAGUCACCUGUCACUCAGAAGAAGGAAACACUGCCUAUGUCUUCAGGAAGAUGACACUAUUUAACCAGGAGAAAAAUGAGAGUCGUCAACUCACUCAGAUCCAGUAUAUAGCCUGGCCUGACCAUGGGGUCCCUGAUGAUUCAAGUGACUUUCUGGAUUUUGUUUGUCAUGUACGAAAUAAGAGGGCCGGCAAGGAAGAACCUAUUGUUGUUCAUUGCAGUGCUGGUAUUGGAAGAACUGGGGUUCUUAUUACUAUGGAAACAGCCAUGUGUCUCAUUGAAUGCAAUCAACCAGUUUAUCCACUAGAUAUUGUAAGAACAAUGAGAGAUCAGCGAGCCAUGAUGAUUCAAACACCUAGUCAAUACAGAUUUGUGUGUGAAGCUAUUUUGAAGGUUUAUGAAGAAGGAUUUGUUAAACCUUUAACGACAUCAUCAAAUAAAUAAGCAAAGGUCUAGGAUGUGUGUUGGAAAACUGCUUUCCAUUAUAUUCACUGUGCCAUAAUACUGUUGCAGGAAAUGGCAUCUAAACAAAACAAAAAAAUGAAGAACUGAGAAAAACUGAAAACUUCAGCACUGUUGCACUUUAUGUUUAAAAAAAAAAAAAAAAGUCAUUCUCUCAAAAUCUGUAAUUCAUGUGUUUGAAGACUAUUUCAUGCUUUGCUCCGAACAAAUAGUGAAUAACUAAGUAUGUUCAGGGUAAUUUAUGAAAUUUUGUGGUGGUGCCGUGCAGUCCCCUUCUGGUAGAAUUGCCGCCAGCGAGGCUCAGAGUUCUCGUCAUCUCUGUUGUACGCUUGUAUCUUGAAAGCAGAAAGGAGUAAACAUCAGGAGUCAGCUCUGGUGUUUCCCGUGAUUCAUGUUCUUACUAUACUGAUUACCAGAUUUUAUUUUUUAAACGUUAGCAAUAUCAUUCUCAAUAUUAGCCAAUACACUGCCUAUGGAUGCAGCACAUCUUUCCUAUACUCCCCCCGCCCCCCAUAGAGACCUGCUGUUCAUAAGAAGAAAGGUGGAAUUUGCUUUUCCCAGGAAAUGCUGCACAUGUCCAUUUACCAGCAUCUUAUAGAAAGUAUAAAUAUGAAUCUACAAGUUUUCUUGAAUUUAAUAUUGUAACUUAUAUUUAUCAUAAGUUUGGCUUAUUCCAAAUCAUGUGAUUUCACAUACUUGAUGUAAAGGAAUGCAUGCAUUGUGUCUUAACCCCUUAAGUGCCUUGAGACGUCUUUGUAUGUCUAAAGAAAAGGCACUCAUUUGACCCCAUUAGGAGGUAUGUAUGUAUAUUGUACAUUUACAGUUUUAUGCAUUUUGGAUCAGUUCACAUUUUUUAAAAUAGCUUCUUGUAUCAAGAGUUAUGCAGUCAAAGAAGGGUAAUGAAAUCCUAUUUCUUACUCAAUUCCUGUAUUUUGCCACAAGAAGCCAAGACAAUUUGUGUUACUCUGAGUGAGCACUCUGCUGCUAUGGGAUUAUUUGAAAUCUGCACAUUCCUUUCCUGCGGGACAAGGGUUACAGUUUAGCAGCCGAAGUUAAAAGAUGCUUUAUUCUUCAAAUUUCAUAUUUAUUUUAUCCCUAACUUUAGAACUGGCAUCUGAUAUACACAUUAAAGUUAAACAUAUUGAUACUCUAAGGUAAACUUAGAGCAGUUGAUUGUGUGACUGACUUCUGUCACUAAGUAUUGCUCUUCAGCAUUCAUUGCAGUUCAUAUCAAGCUUUGUUCACACUGGUCUGUUGGUUGGGAUACCACACAUGAGGAAUGAAAUGUGACAGAAUUAUUUCUAAAUGUAAUCUCUCAGUAACUGAAAUGAGGGCUUUCUUGUCAUUUUUGUGUACAAUUAAAUUACUCUAGUUUAUAUAUACGUAUUAAGUUAUAUGCAUGUUAUAGGGAGCAUUUUGAUUGUCCAGCCUGAUGGAGGAUCUGAUUUCCUUUAAGGAUGUGUAUAUUUUCUUCUUCAGGGUUUUUGUUUUGUUUUGUUUUUAAGUCUACAGAGAGUUAGAACUUUAAAAUUGUCCAGUUUUAAUAUAAGUGGAAAUUUUCUCAGCUACUGAAAUGUUAUAUAUUACACAAUUAUUUUAUAUAGAUUAUGGUUAAAAUAGAUUCAUUUACUAGUGAUUUCUGAAUAUUUCUGUAUAGUCUUGAUAAAAUUUAGAGUUGAAGGUAGAUAUUUUGGAAUGUCAGUUAGUAUGGGGGAAAAUGUACAUUUAAUAAUUUUCAGUAUAAUUUAAAUGAUGUUAUUCCAGAUAGUCAAAAUUCAUAAUAGUAAAAUGUUAGGAAGUUAAUUCCUAAAUAUUAACAGCCAAGAUGCCAAAUAAAUUAUUUGUAUUAAAAUAUUUUACCUUUUUAUUUCUUCAAGAUAAAAGUAUAACCUUUAUGUCCAAAAAAAUUCUCAUAUCUAUUUCUGGGUUUCACAGUCAAGACAGUAUAUGCUAGUAAAUAACUAUAUAUAGUCUUAUUUGAACAUUCCAUUCUCUACCAACAGCUAAAUGUAAUUUAAGCUGCUGUAUGACAUCAUGGUAAGUUGCAAUGUGAAAAAGUAAAAUGUGGGGGUCUACAUAAUUAACAACUGUUUUGGCAAUAGUUUUUCACCUGAAUCAAAAAGAAAACCUAUCCUAACCUGUCCUAAUAUGGACAGAAUAUAACAACCAUAGAUUUAAAAGAUACAGUCGUAUAAAUAAAAGCAGAUAAAUGUUAUGGUUGGCAUGUUCCUUGAUUUAGGGCUUCGUUUACACUUCUAAGGGUAACUCUAAUAGAUGGCAAUGAGCGCUGCUGCCUUUUUAAAUCACUAGUGACAGACUUUAAAUGAUAAUAUAUUAGAAGUUUAAAAAAAAUUUGAAUUUCUCAUAUAAAUUUUUCAUCUGGAAGCUACUCUCUGUCAGUAUUUUUAUGUACAGAAAAGAUCCUUUUUAAAAGACAUCUUUAUUAGACUCUUAAGUGUAAUGCUAGUUAUGGUUCCCUGUUCAUCUAACAGAUAAGACUUUAUCCAUUAUGCCUGAGAAGUUUUUAAUCUGUUCAUUAAUCUAGAUAGGAUUUAGGAAUAAUCCCAGCUUUCAUACACCAAGUAGUUCUAGACUCCAUUCAUAUCAAAGUAAUAGUGUGUGACCAAAAUGCCAAAUUUCUUGUAUCUUGACGACUCUCCCCCUCCAGCAGCCAGCCCCCACCCCCAACUCCACACACACAAGAAAGUGCUGACUGUUAUUCUCACAAGUGGAAAUAGGUGUUGGUGAAUCAAAGGGCUUUUGUAAAAGCCCAGAAAUGCUUGUGAAAGCCUUUCUUCUCUGUUUUAUUGAACAUCUGAUCUGUGUCAGCACUGUGUCCAUAGGAUGAGGAGUAUUUUGGAAUAGACUACAUUCACAAGAAUAAUUGGCAGUAUUUGUUAAACCAGUGCAUACAUUCAAAAUAGAGGCAGCGUAAAUAGCAUGAAGAAAUAAUUUCCUUUUUAUGGUCUACUGGCUCAAGUGGGGGGGGGAGGUCGAUCAUUUCAAUUAAGAGUAAAGAGAAAAUUUUAUGUAAAAACUCACUUCAAGUGUAUAAAGGUAUGUUAAGCCAUUAAGACUAACUGCUUGAAGGUUUCAAGCACUAAUAUAUACACAUAGAGAUGCUUUUGUGCGAUUAUAUAUUUGUGUGUUUCACAAAGGCUAACACAAACAGGAGUAAAGGAUUGUUUUAACUAUAGAGUUGUUUAUAAUGUGUUGGCACAUCUGAUCAGGUCUAGUCAAGUAUUUGAACAAAAGUCUCCUUACUCCACUAGAAGUACUACAGUUUGAGAGCUGAAAGAAACUUGAAAGAUUUUAUCCAAUCUCACCUUCUAUUAUUAUAGGCAACAUAUGUGAAUAUCAAAAAUUCUUGUGAAUUUUAGUCUAUUUCAGCUCAAGAGUUAUAUACUCAGGCAGUGUUUUUACUUAAUAACUAUGAUGACCUUAGAAAACAAGUAGGCUUUAAAAAGCAGUCCUAAUUAGGACCCCUACUCUGCUUGUCAUGCUUCCCUGAUAAGUAAUAGCUUUUGUAAAGUAUUUAGGCUGAUACACGUGCAGUAUGAAAAUGUUCUGAAAUGCAAAUUAGAAGACCAAUUUUUAGAAGCACUUACAACAUAGAACUAAGAUUUAGAAUGUGUGUCCACUUAUAAUUAAAUAAUCUUAUGUUCAUAAUGCGAACAUGUAGUAGAAUUAAAGCAUUACUUGUAUAAUCUUAUCAGAAAGGGAGAAGGAAACAAGAAUUUUUAGCAAUGUUCUAUUUAAUAUCUGUGUUUUGAAUAUUUAAAGAUAUUCUGAUGGUAAGGUUGCCAAAGUAGUUUUGAAUUCAUAGAAAUUAUUUAUGCCAUAGUAAUGUAGGAUGUGUUUACACCUCUUUUAUUUUAUGGUAAUUAUUUUGUAGUUCAGAUGAAUUUGCAUUUAAGUCCCUUACAUUAAGAUAUAUAUUUGUUGGAACAAACAUCUCUAAUAAUAUGAUAAGACAAAGAUAAAUUAUGCCACAGCUUGCUUUUAUGUAAGCUGCCACAUCAACAAAGUAACUACUUUAUAUUAAUCUUGCUUGCUUCCCAAACAUGCUUCAGCUGGUAAACCACCAAUUCUUUUCUGGUGUUUCGUAUAAGUAAAAUAUCUAUGUUUUUAAAACCCACUGGAUUAAUUUUGUCAAAUAUCAGGCAUUACUGAUCUGUUGGCAAAGAUUUCUUGGUGUCUCAGUGUGAUCACAGCAUAGCUUGUAGCAACUGUUUUAUAAAGUUCUUAGAGAAUUGUGUAGAUCCAAAGGAGUUUGUAUAAUAAUAAAACUUAUUUGAGGGCUAACUGCUAAUAGAUCAUUUCAACAAUUUUAUUAAGAGCCUAUGAAAUUAACCCCUAAAUUGUAUUUUUUGUGUUUAACUUACUUUACCAUAUCUGCAACUGUUUUCAACACAAUGUUUUAUUGUACACAGACUUCAUUUAUUCUCAGUAGCAAUUACUACAAUAAGCCUUUCAACAUUAUCAAAAACGAGUCCUAUUUCAACCAGAAAGUUGACAUUUUAUUUCUAUAAUCUUGGUGAAAUUGUUGUGGGUUGACACCAAAUAGAUAUUUCUGUUUCCAUAUCUAAAUUUGCUGCUACUUUUUUGUAUGUUUAUCCACUGCAGUCUACCAUUGACUUCUAAAGUUGCGUGGUCAUUGUUACCUUUAUUGUAGGAAUCCAAGCUAAAUGGGCAGCCAAAAGUGGAAUCUACUAGGGUGCAAUCCAUCAACAUUGACUAGAUAUGGUUUGGUGAAUAAAUAAGUAAACCAUUUUAUUUAAUUUACAAAGUGAAAGAUAUUAGCAAUAUUGCAAUUUAAAGACUGCAAUUUCAGGAGGAAGUUCUAAUGUUUAACUUCCCAAAACAUUUUAAAAUUUCCAAUAUAAGAAUGAAAAUGUUUGCUCAUUUUCAGUAUAAGAAUGAAAUGUUGCUUGUUAUGCUCAUAGAAGUUUCAGUUAAACACUGUAGAAUUUUCCUAGCUAUUGUGUAAAUGAUACAGAAAAUAUUUUUCUAUGGACAAAAGAUCGUUCUUUUGCUUCAUUGUUUAAAAAGGAAAGAAUGAUAUUUGUAUGUCUUUCAUGCUGUAAAGAAAUGAAUGUAUCUUCCAAAUGUUAGAAUUAAGACUUAAUUCUAAAGAUACUGGUUUUUUUUUAAAAAAAAAAAAAAAGUUUGCAAGGAAUUGAAAAGGAAAGGAAGGAUGUUUUCCACUUCAUUAUAAAAACUGCAAUUUUAGAAGAAAAAUAAUUUUCUUUAUAAAUGAGCGAUCACUAUUGAAACAUUUGAAUUCAUGUACGUUCUUUUUCAUUGUGAUUUGUGUUAUCUCUGGAAUGGAGAAUUUGAAAAAAAAAUAUGUGCAUACUGUUUUAAAAUGUAAAAUAAUUGAAUUCUAGACUUCUGGAGUGUGUGUAAAGAUAAGCAUUCUGCUGCACGUGUUUACCGUGAAGGGAAGUUCUCAGGCUUUGUCACCGUGUCUGCCACAAAUGAGGACACCAUUCUGAGAAUGUGUAACUUUGGUGAAGCCAGAUAACCGUGCCUAAGAUUCACCACAGUAGAUAUGUGCAUAAGCCCUGACAAAUAAAUAGUUUGCUUUUAUUAAAGGUAAUCUCGUAAACCACUGAGCCCAACUCUAACUUGGACCAGUGGUAUCUUUUGUGUUUAAGGGUUCAUUAAUUCAGCUGAACAGAAGACCAAAAAACCCUACAUUUUAAACCAACAGGCAUGAUAAUUUGUUCAACAAUUUUUUAAAAGGCAGUACUUAUUUAACACUCAUUAAGCUUCACUCAAUGGAGCCUUCAAUAUUUUGACUCCUUCCAUCUCCAACUUUUUAAAAAAACAUAUAAUUUUCCCUAUACAGUAGAGUCUUUGUGAAGAAGAUAUUUUCCUUCAUUAACUUUUGUUACAGUUACUAAAGGAUUAGUAUCAGGCCUCUUCAACACCAGGAGUUUCCAAAUUUUAGCAAAUAUUCCUUCUGAUAAUCUUAACUAAAAUGUCAUAUUGCUUCAUGAAAUUAUCACCAUGAGGUCAUUGAGGAAACUCAGCCCUACUUAAAAUCUGAGACAAAAAUAGGUGCUGAUUUGUGGUUUCCCCAAAUCCACUGUAGUCACCAUUUUACCUUCUAUUAAAAGAAGCUUUUUAGUUUCUACUCCGGAAUUGUGUUCCAGUAUUUUGCCUUCCUGAGCAAGAAUUUCCACUCAAUUCUGGGAUUCUCUGGCACUCGUUUUUUCCCACCCUUCAGUUAGUUAAUGUUAUUCACGCUUUCUUGUAUUCUGUAGAGGAGGUCAGAUUUCAAUGCUGAAAUUGAUUUCUUGAAUUUCAAAUAGCACUUUAUUUCAUGCUUACUACUGACUUAAUUUAUAAAGAUAAAAUUUAUCUUAGGAGUUUUGUAAAUAUGGAAAAAAUAUAAUGAAUUAGCAUGUAGAGCUCAUUGGAUUGGACCCAAGUUUAAAUGCUUUACAAUGAUCUCUUGAUCAUUUGCUAAUGUAAAAGAUUACUAAUGUAAUUUCAGCUUUGCCACUUUUCUGUAAUUUAUUUAGUACAAUAAAGGCUACCCAGUUGACAGUCUUUCUGGACUGAGUUCUCUCAGCUAGUUUCAGCCAAGAUUGGUUCACUGUAAUCAUUUCUGCUUUGUAUUUUCGUACAUUACACGAAUACUUGGAAAUCCAUUUGUUUUGAGUCGUGCCUAGGUGUUAAGUCAAUGCUUCACUGCAAAUAAGUUGAAGGGGGCAAAGUCCUGACACUUUAUACACAUGUUGAGGGGCAAGUUUAAGAGACUGAACAGUUUACAUUAAGCUGUUUUCAGUUUCUGUUAUUAGAAUACAUGUGCUUAAGCAAAUAGAAACUGUCCGAACCAGUGUUUCUUAUAGCAUCAGGCCGUUGCAGUUACAAUCCAUUUUGCAGUCUUUUCAAGUAAGAAAAGCUAGUCUUUAUUUUCUACAGUGUAGGCUUAAUUUUAGAACAUAUAUCAAUGAUAUUUUUAAGUAGUAGUUUUAAAAAUAUUUCUAUGUAGAUGCUGUUUUAAUUUGGGAUUUUUUUUUCUUGUAACAGGUGCUAUAUGUAAAUAUAAAAGGCAAAAAGUCAUUUAGUUAAAAGUCUAGUUUAUUUCCUAAUUAAAUUAUAAUUUUACAUAUCUGCUACCAUUUCACGUUUGAUUAUACUGAACUAGUAGCAAAACAGAAUUAGCCCCUUAAUUUUUUUAAUUCUCUUCCCCCACUUCACAAAAAUAUCUCCAUGUUGCUUCCCAUGAUUAGGAGACAAGCUUAGGGUUCAUUUAAAAUGUGUCAGCGUGAAUGUGUUCAACACUGGAUAAUUUGAAAUCAUCAUUAUGUAUUUGUCACUGCAGCUUACUAUGCUUGAAAGGCCUUGUGGAUUUGUCUUAAUUCCAGCUAAAAAUUAUAAUUCCUGCAAUUUCAUGUAAAAGAAAAUCUAUGACUACUAACAGCAAACAAGAUAAAAAUGUUGGUUUGCAUUAAAACUGUUUUAGUCCUAAGAGCAAUUUAUGUUAUGUGAAAUGCUAUUAUACAUAUUUUGUUGGCCAUACUUCAUUUUGAUUGAGAAAUAGUUGUUCAGGUGCAAACGUGAAGCGAUUCUAGCUGUGACUUUAAACUGUUCAAUUGCAAAAUAAAGAUGUGCUUUAGUAAUUUAA
Messenger RNA from Sus scrofa (pig), 10929 nucleotides. It is a transcript of the gene PTPN4, whose product is annotated as protein tyrosine phosphatase non-receptor type 4. NCBI's taxonomy places the organism in Eukaryota, Metazoa, Chordata, Mammalia, Artiodactyla, Suidae. The record is from RefSeq and is a predicted model, not a curated record. Gene Ontology annotation, biological process: protein dephosphorylation. Gene Ontology annotation, cellular component: cytoplasmic side of plasma membrane; cytoskeleton; cytoplasm. Gene Ontology annotation, molecular function: protein tyrosine phosphatase activity; cytoskeletal protein binding.